This is a messenger RNA of Ilex paraguariensis (yerba mate), 930 nucleotides long. NCBI's taxonomy places the organism in Eukaryota, Viridiplantae, Streptophyta, Magnoliopsida, Aquifoliales, Aquifoliaceae. The record is from the annotation of a GenBank genome assembly.
CCAAGCGUUAUAGUCUCUUCCUCUCUCCGACUCUCUCCUUUUCUCUCUCUCCCUCUUGCAAAUUCACAGCCCUUCUCUUCAUCUUCCCCUCUCCGUCUCUCUAUCUGUUUUGUCCCGUGUUUUCACAGAGAAUAGCACACUGCCCCCUUUACCAUCCCCCUCUUAGUCUUUCUCUCUCACACUGUCAUGAACCCCCUUCACCGUCCCCUUCUUUUCUGUCCGAAAAAAUCUUCGAAUUCCAUCUUUCUUCGCCCCCUCUCUGUCAGAUGCUAGCUGCCUGUUGUGUUUUGGCAUCAUCAAGCUUCUCAUUGCUAGAGGAGCUCCAACCUCUCCCUCUACCCAGAUGUCGUACUCCAAAAGGUCAAGGUAUUCUCGCUCUCCUUCCCCAUACAGACGCUGCAGUUCACCUGUCUCAAGGUCUAUGUAAAGGUCCAACUCGAUUUCAAGGAGCUGGUCAAGGUGUCAUGAUUCAAGUGUUGAGAAUCCUGGAAAUAAUUUGUAUGUCAUGGGGUUAUCAACUCGGAUCACGAAGAGAGACUUUGAGAAGCAUUUCUCAACUGUUGGAAAGUAUUUUCGAAGUCCAACACUGAAAGCCUUUCUCAAAGCAUUUCGAAGUAUUUUGCUCCAUUUCUCAAAGCCUUUCACCAAGGUCGCACAGGAAUUCAAGGCGGAGGAGUUACUCACGCAAUGUCUCAUUAGAGCGUUCCAGGAGGAGUUACGCACGCAGGAUCUCCCCAAGGUAAUCAAGGAGAAGUUACUCUCUAAGUGUUUCCCCAUGGACAAGGAGGGCUCGAGGAGGGGCUAUUCUCGUAGCAUUUCUCCUAGACUAAGGAGAAGCUCCAGGAGGAGCAUCUCUUGUGGCUCUGCUUAUACUCUGGGUAUAGCUAUUGUUCUAGAAGCUAUUAUAGCAGAGAGGUUGCUGAGAUAGCA